Messenger RNA from Oryzias latipes (Japanese medaka), 2278 nucleotides. The record is from RefSeq and is a predicted model, not a curated record. Lineage: Eukaryota; Metazoa; Chordata; Actinopteri; Beloniformes; Adrianichthyidae.
GGGUGUGUGUGUGUGUGUGUGUGUGUGUGUGUGUGUGUGUGUGUGUGUGUGUGUAUUGUAUGUGUGCAUCAGGAGAGGAGGUGCUGCAGCUGCACGGGAACUAUGACAACUUGCUCUGCAGAAGCCAGAGGUUUCGCCUGCAACAGCCACUCCAAGUCGUGAUGUCAGCAAAUAAUAUUCUGUUUGGAGGAUGAACCUUAUUCUUAUGGCAGUAAAGUUCUCUAUUGGAAAGGACGGAAGUCAGUCACAUGCGCACUGAGGAGCUGCGAGAUGCAGAUCGUGGGAAUCGGCUGUAAUUCAAGUGCACAUUGGAAUUAGUGGGUCGCUUCUUUUCAAUUUUUGGAAAAGGACAGAAUGUGAGCGGCAAUGAAGACAAGUCCACUGGUGUCCUGUUCCAGCUUUAGCACGCAGUGACUAUGAAUGAAGAAUGACCAAUGCCUCUUCUUUGCAUCAGUCUACUUGCUCUUCUUUUUCUACCUCCUUCUCUGUCCUGCAACAGCAGCAAAGCAAACGUGCUUAGAGAGAACUUCAGAGCAGUUGGGAAAACACUUUUGGACAACGCAAAAAAAGAUAUCAACGCUUCGUUGUCAGACUUCUCCUGCCUAUCCCUGAAAAAAAAGCUACCAGGCUGCACAGCAAACCCAAAUGAAGCAAACAGUGUGAACACCUUGCUCAUACUUGCCUGCAAAAUUCAGAAUUUAGACCUUCCUCAGACGAACCUGCUGGCAAAAACCAUCCAAGGGUCAAUCGACUGCCCAUGUCCUACUAAGAGCCCGACAACAUAUUACAAACCAAGGGAAGAAGAAAAGGACAAGACGGAUGAGCGGGAGAAAAAUGAAUAGAAAACGCUGCAGGGCCAUGGCAAUCCUACAGAAUAUGACACAGUGCUAUGAGAUACUCAACAGUUUGUCAAUGGAUACCUGAAACUGAGCUCAAGCAUGGCAUGAAGGAGAAGGGAAAGGAAAAAAAAACACAACUCCGUGCUUCAGUACAGUGCAGGCCUUGCUUGGAUUACGCAAGAAAGAAGCUUUGGUUUCGUUUAAGCUUUCCCGUCAAGUACCUGCAUAUCUUUCCUGCAGCUGUUUUAGGUGUUAUGUGACCCUACUGACAAGCUUCCAAGCUGGACAAUAAGAAGCAAUAAAGCCAAAUGGAAGAGAAAUGACUUUUGCACUCCUUGCUAUGGAUCGGACGUGCACUCUUGAGUGCUACCAUGAAAAAGCCUCAAGGACAACAUCUGCAGAGGGUGGAUGAUAUAAAAAAACAUUGAGAUGGUAGUUUAUUUGAAUGCAUAUUUUUGAAAGCUAAAAUAUAUAUAUACCAGUACUUUUUUUUAUAAAGAAAUGUCGUGAAUAUGCUGUUGUUUGCAUGCACUUAGACCUAAAACUAUGAAGGUGCUCAAAUGCAAUUUAGAUACAAAUGAUUGACUAACCCUCACUUACUUCAGUUAUCAUGGCUAUCUAAAAUCAGAUAUUUUAAACCAUGUAUCAAGCUUACGGUGCUUCCUUCCGUGUCACUCUUGUGUGUGAUUGAUAUGUUAAAAGUUCAUUCUGCCACAGAUGGCUGAGUCUGCAGAACAGACCUUAUUGUGCAUAUGCAAGACAUCCGAGCUCAUCCUGUCACAUUUUUUUGAUGCUGAUUAAUGGGAUUCUUUGUAGGAGCAUGGGAAAACAAAAAGGCAUCAAGGAAGUAUUUUAUUCUGAAGGUCAGAUUUUUGUUCACUAGAAAUGCAACUUCAUUCCUGCAAACCCCUUCAAGCGCUGUGGUUAUUUUCUACUUCUGUCGCACGUUAUUAUCCCGCUAAUUAAAAUACGAGAAUUAAGAGGAUAGUAAUGUUUAUAACACUGCAUGUAUUUAUAAAAACCUGAGAAAUUAAUGCUGUGCAGAGUUAAGUUAAUUCUACGACACAGGUUUCUUCACAGAAGUUUAUUGGUGAUGGAUAUGGAUAUCAUUAAGUGCAUGACGGCUGUUGUGAUCUGAAAAGGGAAAACAUCAGUCCAGUCUGUUCAAACGAAUACACUUUCUUUUUCAGAUUGUCAUUUAAAAAAAACAAAAACAAAAAACGUAUUCAAAUCUCGGCCAACGUUCGGACGACUUCAAGAUUUAUGACGUUCCCUCAGGAGAGAAUUUUCAUAGUCAACCCUCUUUAAGAACCCUUACAUGGAUUAAGCAGAGACUUCAACCAAAACCAGAUUGGGAGUGUUGCCCUGCUUUCAGACUCCUACAAACAGUAAUGCAUUAAGCUCAGACUUCAUCGAUUAUUAUUUCAAGAAAAGCGUGU